This is a messenger RNA of Acanthosepion pharaonis, 822 nucleotides long. The record is from the annotation of a GenBank genome assembly. NCBI's taxonomy places the organism in Eukaryota, Metazoa, Mollusca, Cephalopoda, Sepiida, Sepiidae.
AUGCAGGCACUGGCCGAUUCACAGGAAUCUUUAACUUCUUUGUCCUUUCUCUUCUUUUGCUCUUCCAUCUUUUUUAAGUCCUUUAUUUUCAUUUUUUCCACUCAUUUUUUCCACUCAUUUUUCUACAUCUCCAUUUUCUUCUUCCUUUUUUCUUCUGUUUUACUUGGUUCUUCUUAUUCUUCUUUUCAUACAUUUUGCCUUGAAUUUUCUUCUUCAAUUGUAUCAUCUGCAUUCAUUUUACAGUCCUUUCUUUCCAUGAAUUUCUUCUUUUUUUCAUUCUGUUCUCUUUCCCUUCUUUCUCUUCUUUCUCACCUCCUGUUUAUAUACCUCUAUAUUUCUUCAUCAUUUUUUAUAUUCUCCCUUGUUCUUUUCUCUUUAUUUACUUCUUUUUAUUGCUAUCCUUGCCUCCUCACUUUUUUUCAUUUCAUCACUUUCUUUUUUUCUUUCCUUCCAUUUUAUUGCCUUCUCCUUACCAAUAUAUACUUUUUCUUUAACUCUUCUUUUUUUAUAUUCUUUCUUUCACCCUUUCUUCCUCUUAUUCCAAUGAUUUAUUUUCUUCUUUUUCUUCACUUAAUCUUUUAUUUUAAUUUCUUCUUUUUCUCUACCCAGUUUUUAGGUCAUCUUCAUCUACUCCUUUCUCUGGACCUUUUAUUUUUUAAUUUUUUUUUCUCAUUUUUUUUUAUUCUUUUCUCUUUUCACCUAAUUCUUAUUCUUUUCUUUCACCAUCCAAUCUUUCUCCUACUUCUUCUUCCUCUCUCUCCCCAUUUAAUCCUCCUCCUUCACUUUUUUCUCCCACUCCCUGUCAUUAUUAUAAAGAGAUGA